Molecule: messenger RNA, 3060 nt
Organism: Arachis stenosperma
Lineage: Eukaryota; Viridiplantae; Streptophyta; Magnoliopsida; Fabales; Fabaceae
Product: serine/threonine/tyrosine-protein kinase HT1-like
Exons: 4
Coding region: 628-2160 (510 amino acids)
Biological process (GO): protein phosphorylation
Molecular function (GO): ATP binding; protein kinase activity
Source: RefSeq, a predicted model, not a curated record
UAAUAAUAAUAAUGAAAAAGAGAGUCCCUCGUCUCCUUCUUUCUUUCUUUCUGUCUGUCUUUCUCUGUGCGGAAAAUGGAAUUAGGUGCAGGAAUUUUCUGGCAUCGCCAGCAUAUUCUUAACAGAAUACAGAAACAUCAAUUCUUGUAGCACACGCCGGUUCAAUUUCUCCACCUUUGUGAAAGCCCUUUCUUUUAUCCAUUUCAAGGCUUUUACGGAAGGUGGGGAGGUCUUUGACUUUCAUAAUUUGGAUGGUAAGAGGGUGUUGUUGGCUGUGGACGCUACCAAAGGCCAAGUCUUCUUCUUUGAUUUCAUAAAGCAUUUCUCUUCUUCAAACUCUUCAUGUCUGUUGGAAUCUUCCUUCACUGAAUGGAGCUGGAUCUUUCAUACAAGAUCAGCAGCUCCCCUUUGCCUCGUUUUCUCUGGUUUGAAUGGUUCCUCAUUUUUACUGUUCACAAGUUUGGUUUUUUAUAAUUCAAAACUCUCCAAACUCUGUUGUCUUUGAUUGAUGGGUCUGAGGAAAACUGGUCUCUUUAGCGUUGAGCCUUCUUCAAAGAUAGUUUUGAUUUGUGCCUGCAAGGUGUUCUAGAGUUUGUCUCUUAGGGGGGGGAUCUUUGGGGUUAUAAGAUGGAUGAAGAUAGCAGCAGCUCUUGGAUAAGGAGGGCUAAGUUCUCUCACACAGUUUGUCACCGAUUGGAGUAUUCCAGAUUGGGCUCUUUUCCUAACAGCAUUCAGCGGCAGCAGAACUCAGGGACUCUGAAAUCAAGGCCCGCAGCAGCACAACCAGCGCCAGCGCCGGCGCCGGCUGCGGCACCUGCAGUUCCUUAUAAUCCAAACUCUGUAUCUAACGUGUCACAGGUUCAGAGAAAUCCAAUAACGAAUAGGCAGAGAUCUUUGUCCCCUUUGCCGGUAACUCUUCUCUCCGAUGCGUUUAAGGAAGCCCAGCAUGAGCAGAAGAGGUUCUCAACUCCAACCACUCCUCGGAGGAAAGACCAGGAGAAGAGAAUUAUGGGGAAGUUAAUGAACCAGCACACUAAGGACUGUAGAGAAACCAAGGCGUUGUCGAAUUCAAAAUCGCCUCAAGGUAGUCCAAUUGGGCAACUUGCAUCAAUGAAAUUGGGAGAGAAGUCAAAGCACCGCAAGGAAUCUGCGUGGACGAAAUACUUUGACCAUGGUGGAGGAAGGGUCACUGCUGUGGAAACAGCUGAAGAGUGGACUGUGGACCUCUCUAAGCUGUUCCUUGGUGUCAGAUUCGCUUAUGGGGCUCACAGUCGACUUUACCAUGGUAUGUAUAACGAAGAGCCUGUUGCUGUGAAGAUUAUCCGCGUGCCAGAUGACGACGAAAAUGGAAACAUGGCUUAUCGGUUGGAGAAUCAGUUCAUUAGAGAGGUCUCGCUUUUGUCUCGCCUCCACCAUCAGAAUGUUAUAAAGUUUGUAGCAGCGUGCAGAAAACCACCUGUUUAUUGUGUUAUCACUGAAUAUCUAGCAGAAGGUUCCUUAAGAGCAUAUUUGCAUAAAUUGGAGAAAAAGACUAUUUCUAUGCAGAAACUAAUUGCUUUUGCUCUGGAUAUUGCGCGCGGGAUGGAAUAUAUACACUCUCAAGGUGUCAUUCAUAGAGACCUUAAACCAGAGAAUGUCCUUAUUAGCGAAGACUUUCACCUUAAAAUUGCUGAUUUUGGGAUUGCUUGUGAGGAAGCAUAUUGCGACUUAUUAGCUGAUGACCCUGGUACGUACCGCUGGAUGGCACCUGAGAUGAUCAAACGUAAAUCCUAUGGGAGAAAGGUUGAUGUAUAUAGUUUUGGGCUUAUCCUGUGGGAAAUGGUAACCGGAACAAUACCAUAUGAGGAUAUGACUCCCAUCCAGGCUGCUUUUGCAGUGGUAAAUAAGAAUUCAAGGCCUGUUAUUCCUUCCAAUUGCCCACCUGCAAUGCGCGCUUUAAUCGAGCAAUGUUGGUCCGUGCAUCCAGAAAAGAGGCCUGAGUUCUGGCAGGUUGUUAAGGUGUUAGAACAAUUCGAAUCAUCACUUGCAUUGGACGGAACCUUGACUCUGCUGCAAAACCCUUUGUACCAGGAUCAUAAGAAAGGGCUUCUUCAUUGGAUUCAAAAGCUUAGUCCUUCUCAUCCAAAUAGCGGUCCAGCACUUAAACCUAGAUUCUCAUGAAUCUUCUGAGUAGCCUGGCUUUUGUAGUAGUGAUAGCACCCCAGGUCCAUUGUAAUUAAAAAAUGGUAAGUUUGGAGUGUAAAAAAGGACAAGAAGAAAAAGGAGAAAAGAGACUAAAUCCCCAUUUUGGUCCCUGACAUUCACGCGAUUACUCAUUUUGGUCCCCGAAAUUUAAAAUUACCUAUACUGGUCUUCCAGAUUCAAGUUUUGGCACCAAUAUGGUCCCUCAACUCUUUCCGGUGAUGAUUAGGCAAAUGGAGUGCUGAGAUGACACCUUUCCUGUCACGUUGGACGCUAUAACGGCUAAUUAAUGUGGCGAGGGUUGUAUUUGUAUCCAAUUUAGUCCCCCUUAUUAAAACUUUGUCAUUAUAACUCAGAUAAAUAAUAAGAUAAUUAGGGUUUCAUGGACUAAAUUGGAUACAAAUACAACCCUCGCCACAUUAACUAGUCGUUACAGCGUUCAACGUGACAGGAAGGGUGUCAUCUCAGCAUUCCAUUUGCCUAAUCAUCAUCGGAAAGAGUCGAGGGACCAUAUUGGUGCCAAAACUUGAAUCUGGAGGACCAGUAUAGGUAAUUUUGAAUUUCGGGGACCAAAAUGAGUAAUCGCGUGAAUCUCAGGGACCAAAAUGGGAAUUUAGUCGAGAAAAGAAAAGAAAGUUUUUUAUUACUUUUUUUAAAUGCUCUGGUUGUAGUAAUCUUUAUGAAAUUCUUAUGGAGGGUAAAUUGAUUUGUGUACAUUGAGGCGAAAGCGUGUUUAUUUGCCCUAUUGUGCAUACACACUAAUUAUAUUGAAGCUAUGGCAAUGGGUUAGGAGCAGUCUUUCUUCUUGACCACAGUUUCCUGUUUUUGUUUGUUGUUAAUACAGUUAUAAAAUACUCAUAUUUCUUUUGUUUCUUUAUA